Molecule: messenger RNA, 3987 nt
Organism: Mustela lutreola (European mink)
Lineage: Eukaryota; Metazoa; Chordata; Mammalia; Carnivora; Mustelidae
Gene: RECQL4
Product: RecQ like helicase 4
Exons: 22
Coding region: 55-3798 (1247 amino acids)
Biological process (GO): telomere maintenance; double-strand break repair via homologous recombination; DNA replication
Cellular component (GO): chromosome; nucleus; cytoplasm
Molecular function (GO): zinc ion binding; nucleic acid binding; four-way junction helicase activity
Source: RefSeq, a predicted model, not a curated record
GCGUCGCCCUCGAGGCGGGAGAUUCGCCGGGCCCGGGGCCGCCGGGCGGGAGCCAUGGAGCGCUUGCGGGACGUGCGGGAGCGGCUGCGGGACUGGGAGCGCGCGUUCCGGAGGCGGUGCGGGCGGCGGCCGGGCCAGGAGGACGUGGAGGCGGCGCCGGAGGAGACCCGCGCGCUCUACCGGGAGUACCGCGCCCUGAAGGGGGCUCUGGGCGGGGCCGGCGGCGUGGGACCUCGCAGCCCCGAGCAGUCGCUUCCCGCCGCGGCGCAGCAGGCGCCGGAGCCCAGCUGCUGGGGGCCGCACUUGAAUCGCGCUGCGGCCCAGAGUCCACCCGCUCCUCUCCGCGGGGCAAGCGCUGCGGGGUCUGUGCCGGACUACGGGAAGAGGCUCAAGGCCAACCUGAAGGCCACUCUGCAGGCUGGGCCAGCUCUGGGCCGCAUACCCCGACUUCCACAAGGACCCUCGUCCAAGAUGCCAUCCCCAGGGCCACCAGGCGCAGGGGCUGCCCCCGUCUCUCCAGAAGAAGUCAGUGAGGUCCCCCUCCAGCCUCCUGGGCCUCGGCUGAGGCCAGGCUGCCUCCAGCAGCUACAGGCAUCCCUGAGCCUACGACUGUGCUCUCUAGACCCUGACUGGCUACAGCGGUGUCAAAACGGGGCCCCAGAUUUCCUGGGGGCUUCCAAGGCCUGCCAGCCUAACCUGGGUGUAGAGGACUCACAACCUCUGGCUUCAGGUGUCCCGCCUGUCCUUGGUCCCGGCGCUGGCCCUGAGACUCAAGCCCUACAGACAGCCAGAGUCCAUGCAGAGAGCCCCCAACCUGGCAACAGUCAAGACAAGAAGUGGACAUGGAAUGGGGAACCAGAAGGGAGUCCUGCACAGGCCCAGCAGGACAGCAGUCAUGCGGGACCUCUGCCUGAAGAAGCUGGGGCUCCAGAACACGCAGAAGCCUGCCCAGCAAAACCUGUGGGGGCACAGCCCCCCAGUGGCCCCACAGCCACCAGGCCAGCUGUCCGGAGCGGAGGUAAUUACGUGAGGCUCAACAUGAAGCAGAAACGCUACGUGCGGGGCCUGGCGCUCCGCGGCAGGCUGCUCCGCAAGCAGAUGUGGAAGCAGAAGUGGCAGAAGAAGGGGGAGUGUUUUGGAGGCGGUCAGCCCAGAGCCACAGUCAAGAAUUCUUGCUUCCGGUGCGGACAGCUAGGCCACUGGUCAUCCCAGUGCCCCCAGUCAAGUGAAACUUCUACUCUGGAGCCUGCUCAGGGUCCCCAGGAGAGCCGUGAGAAUGAAGACGACGUGCAGACCCGGCUCGCCGCAGACGAGGCGGUGCAGAGGAUAGGCACUGCCGGCUGCCAGCAGCCCGUGAGUGAGAAAGACCCGGAGCCUGCUGGGCCUGAGCUGUUGGUGACUGUGGAGCAGCCUGUGCCCCGGGCACCCUGCCGGCCCCGCCCAGUGCCACCACUCUACCCACUGGGGCCCUCGGGACAAGUGGCAGAGACACCGGCUGAGGUGUUCCAGGCCCUAGAGCAGCUGGGGCACCAAGCCUUCCGCCCUGGGCAGGAGCGUGUGAUCAUGCAGAUCCUUUCUGGCAUGUCCACACUGCUGGUGUCGCCCACUGGCUCCGGCAAGUCCCUGUGCUAUCAGCUUCCUGCACUGCUCUACGCCCGGCGAAGCCCCUGCCUCACGCUGGUCAUCUCUCCCCUCCUGUCUCUCAUGGAUGACCAGGUGUCUGGCCUGCCCCCGUGCCUGAAGGUGGCCUGUAUCCAUUCGGGCAUGACGAGGAAGCAGCGGGAGUCUGCCCUGAAGAAGGUCCAGGCGGCCCAGGUGCAUGUGCUGAUGCUGUCGCCCGAGGCGCUGGUGGGGGCUGGGCUGGGGCCCUCUGGCUGCCUCCCUCAGCUGCCUCCAGUCGCUUUUGCCUGUGUCGAUGAGGCCCACUGCCUUUCCCAGUGGUCCCACAACUUCCGGCCUUGCUACCUGCGUGUCUGCAAGGUGCUGCGGGAACACCUGGGUGUGCGCUGCUUCCUGGGUCUCACGGCCACGGCCACACGCAGCACCUCAAGAGAUGUGGCCCAGCAUCUAGGCGUGGCUGAGGAGCUUGUCCUCAGCAAGCCGGUCACCGUCCCUGCGAACCUGUACCUCUCUGUGUCCAUGGACAGGGACCCAGAGCAGGCUUUGGUGACAUUGCUGCAGAGUGACCGCUUUCGUGCUCUGAGCUCCAUCAUCAUCUACUGCAACAGACGUGAGGACACAGAGCGUGUCGCCGCACUGCUCCGCACCUGCCUGCGUGCGUCACGGGACCCGGGGCCCAGAGGCCAGAUCCCUGAGGCCAUAGCCAAAGCCUACCACGCCGGCAUGUGUCACCGGGAGCGGCGGCAGGUGCAGCAGGCCUUCAUGGACGGCCGGCUGCGGGUGGUGGUGGCCACGGUGGCCUUUGGGAUGGGGCUGGACCGGCCCGACGUGCGAGCUGUGCUGCACCUGGGGCUGCCCGCGAGCUUGGAGACCUACGUGCAGGCUGUGGGCCGGGCUGGGCGUGACGGCCAGCCGGCGCAUUGCCACCUCUUCCUACAACCCCAGGGCCAGGACCUGCAGGAGCUGCGGAGACACGUGUAUGCCGACACAGCUGACUUUCUCGCCGUGAAGAAACUGGUUCAGUGCGCGUUCCCCCCCUGCACCUGUGCCCAAGCCCAACAGCCUCCAGAGAAGGACGGAGCCAGGGGCCAGAAGACACCUGUGGCCGGGUCCCUGAGGGACGCUGAGCAGCCCAACAGCCAGCAUGCAGCCCGGUGCCCAGGCCACCAGCGGGCACUUCCGGUGCAGCCGCUGGUGCAGGCCCUGGACAUGCCCGAGGAGGGUGAGGAACUGGGGACGGUGGGCACGUUCCCCAUACACUUGGGUCCCCACGUGCCCAUGUCCCUGAGCCCUGCUCUACGUCCCCCACCCACAGCCAUUGAGACCCUGCUGUGCUAUCUGGAGCUACACCCACGACGCUGGCUGGAGCUGCUGGCACCCACCUUCGCCCGGUGCCACCUGCGCUGUCCUGGGGGUGCCCCCCAGCUCCUGGCCCUGGCCCACAGGUGUCCCCUCCUGGCUGUAUGUUUGGCCCAGCAGCCGCUGGAGAGCACAGGUGGGGGAGGCUGUUCUGUAGAGUUUGACGUCGUGAAGCUGGCGGACUCGGCGGGCUGGAAGCUGGCGUCAGCACAGCGGGCUCUGCGUCAGCUGCAGUGGGAGCCCGAGCCCACAACAGGUGCACGUCGGGACACGGGGGUGCUGGUGGAGUUCCGGGAGCUCGCCUUCUGUCUGCGCAGUCCUGGAGACCUGACAGCCCACGAGAGGGACCAGAUCUGUGACUUCCUAUACGGCCACAUACAAGCCCGAGAGCGGGAGGCCCUGGCCGGCCUGCGCCGCACCUUCCAGGCCUUUCACAGCGUGGCCUUCCCCAGCUGCGGGCCCUGCUUGGAGCAGCCCAGUGAAGAGCACAGCGCCAGGCUCAAGGCCCUGCUCAGCUGCUACUUCAAGGAAGAGAGUCCCGGGGACACGGAAGAUGAUCGGGACCCGGAGCCAGGACAGGCAGGGAUCCAGGACUGGGAGGACCAGGUUCGACGGGACGUGCGCCACCUUCUGUCCUUGUGGCCAGAGCAGCAGUUCUCAGGCAGGGCUGUGGCCCGCAUCUUCCAUGGCAUAGGAAGCCCCCGCUUCCCAGCGCAGGUGUAUGGGCGGGACCGGCGCUUCUGGAGGAGACACCUGUGCCUGAGCUUCCCCGCCCUGAUGCGCUUGGCCACAGAGGAGAUCCUGCGCUGGGGCCACUGACCGCUGGGCUGUGGGCUGGCCCUGCUCCCCGACCUCAGACGCCAAGACAGCCUGUGGCCUGGCCACGGUGUGGAGGGGGUCAGGUGUGGCUGUGCAUCAGGAGAAAGAGACCUUGGUGGCCAUGACAAUGACUACCCUGGGGAAAACCCACCAUCAGAAGUGCAGAGGCAAGGAGGCCUCAAAAUGCAG